Cataglyphis hispanica is the source of this 1121-nucleotide messenger RNA. RefSeq names its product protein SREK1IP1-like. Bases 270 to 722 code for a protein of 150 amino acids. The record is from RefSeq and is a predicted model, not a curated record. NCBI's taxonomy places the organism in Eukaryota, Metazoa, Arthropoda, Insecta, Hymenoptera, Formicidae. Gene Ontology annotation, molecular function: zinc ion binding; nucleic acid binding. The transcript has 2 exons.
AAUUAAUUUUUGCGUCGUAAUUAAGUUAUGAUUCAUGCAAUUUUCAAGCUAGAUAUCUAUGAUUAUUUAUGACUAUCCUCGAUUCCUGAUUAUUUCUGGAAAACAGUUUCUUCUUUAUUGAUACGAUCGACCUUUUGACAUUUCUUUAUCUCAAGUACAUAAUUAAAAUAUUUGCCAUGAAUUGUAUUUAUUCUUGACAUAUACGAAUUGAAUCGAAACGCUGAUUUUAUUGCGUCACAUUGAAUCGUUAAUUUCGGUAACAAAAAUUUAUGGAUCCCGGAAUACUUUCCAGACUGAUCCCUCAGAACAAAGAGCAUGUACGUCCCGCCUGCAAAAAAUGCGGAUACGCCGGACACUUAACCUAUCAAUGUCGCAAUUUUAUCAAGAUCGAUCCCAACAAGGAAAUCGUGCUGGACGUCAGUAGCACGAGCUCGGACAGCGACGAGAAUUAUGUGACCCCGUUGACAGAAUUACGCGAACGUGAAUUGAAGAAGAAGCUAAAGGAGGCGAAGAAAAAACGCAAGGGGAAGAAGUCCACGAAGAAGCAUAAGAAACGCGAAAGAUCGGACAGCAGUGACAGCGAAUCCGAGUCAGAAGCGGCCAGCGAGGAAGAGAAGAGACAUAAGCGUAAGAAGAAAAAGAAGAGCUCCAAACAUAAGAAACGUAAGAAGCACAAAAAGGACAGUUCAUCCGAGAGCAAUGAGAACAAUGAUAAAAAAUAAAUUGUGAUCGUUAGUGUUAUCAGAGCGUCGAUCCUUCCAGUUCAUUCCAAUUUAUUCUGUCAUUGAAUAUUAAUGAAUGACCAUGACUUUUUGUCAUUAUAUAUGCGUUUUCCUCUUAUAUUGACUCAGCACAUGUAACACGAAUAUUUUUCCAUAUAUAAAAGACAAAGAACACGUUUGCAAUAUUUUCGUGUAAAUUUUUUUGACUGAUUGCAUUAGAAGUUGCAUCUAUCCUACCAAAUGUCAAUUAUUUCAUGAAAACGUGCUUUUUUUAUAUCUUUCAUCGAUUUAUUUUAAUUUAGUUGAUCUCUAAUUGUAAAUUUAAUUCAUCUAUUUUUCUGUAUUUUUCAUCGUAUUCAGAGUUUACGUUAAAGGUGAUAUGACAAUAGGCAAAAUAAA